GCUACCGGAAAUAUUAAUAUAUUUCCAUGACGACGUUGUGAUACUAAACAAUAUGGCGCCCUAGAAGUGAUAAAUGCAGUAAACAGCCCGUUUAAUAAUGACAUUUUGCAGAAAAUAGACCUGACUUGUUAAAAUGUCACACAGCACCUACAACAAACAAUGGGCGGAGGCUCAGUCGGCUUUGAUGGACCUUCUGGUGCAGGAGAUACCAGCCGAACCUCCAAAACCAGAAAGAGAUCGCCUUGCUGCCUUUCAACUGCUUGCAACCAUGUACAUCAAAUACAUCCAGAUCUUCCGUAAGCUGGAAAUGAGUUAUGAUCAGGUUGUUCAUCCUCAAAAGAGAAGAGUACUACGUCAUGUGCUAGAUGGCACUAUGGGAAGAAUACUCGAGCUUAAACAUGAGAUGGUGAACCUUGAGUUCUCAGAGUACCACUACUUUGAUGACGUGCUUUCGGAUCUGAAACUGACACCUAAUGAUGUAGAGAUUCCAAUCCCCAAGUACUUCACCAAUGAGAGGAUGGAAGCAUUAAAAGAACGAGAAAAAUUGCUGGGCCAAAUUCUCACCAAACUCGGACCUCAGGACAAAGACACGAAAGAAGAAGUCAAGAUGUCCUUUGAGGAGGCUAUAAGGCUGAUCCAGAUUCAUGAAAGAGCGCGACAGGGUCGCCUGCGUGCCAAGUUCAUGAAGGAGAUUCGAAGGCAAGAAGAGAGCGAGAGAGAGGCCGCCAGGCGUGGUGCUCCAACACUUGAUCCAGAUGUGGCCGCAACCAGAAUCCAGAAGGUAUGGAAAGGCUUUUUCCAGCGUAGAAAAACAAAGAAAGAAAGGGAAGAAGAGAUGAUAUUUAUUGGCAUGGCCCCGCCCCCACUACCUCCCAGUGUCAAGAACACCCCGCAAGCCCUGUCAAGCAAGACAGAACAGCAGCGACGCCUCACUCAAAAGAUGCAUGAGAACGAGUUUCAGCAGGCACUCGUCACAAUCAAGGACAAGAUCCGGGAGUCAGAGGGGCCAGAUAUGAAGGAGACCAUGAUGGACCAGAUCAGGCAGUGGUUCAUAGAGUGCAGGGAUGCCACUGGCAAGUUCCCUGAAUACCCAGACGCUGAUGACGGUGGAUCCGCCAAUAUUUUCAAACAGAAGGAUCCUGCGGAGGUGGAGGCCGAGCUUGCUGGAAAGGAAGAUGGUAAAAAGGAUGGAAAGAAGGGAAAGAAGGGCAAGAAAGGCAAAAAAGGGAAAAAAGACAAGAAAGGAAAGAAAGGCAAAAAAGGGAAGAAAGGAAAGAAAGGCAAAGGCGGAGAUGAUGAGGAGGAGGAGGAGGGGUGGAAGAUGGCGCCGUCCACAUUCAUACCUGCUGUCAACGAGGGAACAGAGACAUACAAAGGUGUGUGGCAAACGCGUAAUGAGGCGGAAAAUUUCUCACAAAAGCACGACUCUGAGCUUAUCAAGGAGGAAAAGAGAAAGGAGGUAGAAGAGGAAAUCAGAGUACAAGUUGAUGAAUUGAUGAGAACUGAGCUGAAAAAUCUGAAAGCUGCUGUAGAUCGAGACAAGGGAGGCAAAAAGAAGAAGAAAUCAGGAAAGAAAAAGAAGAAAAAGAAGAAGAGUGGAAAGAAGGGCAAGAAGAAGGGAAAAAAAGAAAAGGAUCUGACUCCAGACAGAACCAUAGAGUCCCUGUACGAGGAGCUGGUGAUGCAGGGUAUCAUAGUGCGCAGUCCCCCGAUACGGCUGGCAGACUUUGAGGGCGAGUACAGCUUCCUGGGCACCACACUCCGCCAGGCAAACAUCGAGCCCAUGCCUUCACUCAGCGACGUGCGCAGGCUGGUCACAGAGUUUGGAAUUCUACCGCUAGGUUCCCCAGCAGUGCAUGAGCAGGCCCCCCUGACCAAGUCAAUCCUCCUGGCAGGGCCCCACGGUACAGGCAAGAAAAUGUUGGUGCACGCCAUCUGCAAUGAGACCGGCGCAAACCUGUUUGACAUCUCCCCUGCUAACAUUGUGGGCAAAUACCCGGGCAAGGACGGCCUCAAAAUGCUUAUGCAUCUUUUGUUCAAGGUUGGCCGGGCCCUGCAGCCUUCUGUCUUCUAUGUGGGCGACUGUGAGAAGAUGUUCAAGAAGAAGAUUCCAAAAACAGACCCAACUGAUCCAAAACGUCUUAAGAAGGAACUACCAAAAGCGCUGAAAACCAUCAAAGCGGAUGACCGUCUGCUGUUGAUUGGCACGUCUCGUUGCCCGUUUGAGGGGGAGAUGAAGCCCUUGACGACCUGCUAUCAGCGUCUCAUUCUCAUCCCCAGGCCAGACUACGCCUCCAGGCAUUUAUUAUGGCGGCGUCUGAUCAUCAAGAACAACGGAAUGAUCAUGAACACCCUGGAUGUGAGCUCACUCGCCAAGGUCACCGAUGGUUACACGCCAGGUCAUAUUCAGACGGCUGUGGGGCAGGUUCUGACGGACCGACGUAUACAGCAGCUCUCCAAGCGCCCCCUACAGGCAGUUGAGUUUAUUGCCCCACUCGCUCGCAUUGACCCCAUUUAUAAGGAGGAGGAGGAGUCAUUCAAGGCGUGGUAUGCCAAGACGCCUCUCGGCAAGAAGCGAGCCAGGGCAGCUAAAGGAGACGAUGAGGAGGGUGGUGGUGGUGGAAAAGGGGGCAAAGGGAAAAAGGGCAAAAAGGGAAAGAAAGGAAAGAAAGGAAAGAAGAAGAAGAAAUAAGCUUUAGUCUUACAGUUAAACAUGUGUUACAUCAUGUUCUAUUUGAGCUGAAGAUAUGUUUUAAUAAAUUAAAAUAUAAACUGAAACUGCUUUUAUGGAAUUAAGCAUAUGAUUAAUUGUGAUAACUGUUGUGUGAUAAAUGUGUGAUAUGUUUGUUAAACAUUUUGCAAUAUAUGAUAUUGUUGAUAAAUAUGCAAAUAUUUGCAUUUAUGCACUACAAGAACUGCUGAUGUGGUAUUAAGUAUUAAAGAGAGUAAAGUAUAAGCUUCAAUUAAUAGUUAUUUUUUAUAUAGAUACCUAGUUUUAUAUAAUAAUGUGGAGAUGGACCUUUUUAUUACAAAAAUAAUUUUGCUAUGCCUUACCUUACUAGCAGAUCCUCUGAACAAAAUAUUGCUGUAACAUUAGGUUGUGUGUAUAUUAUUCAUCUUUAAUAAUCCGUCCAAUGUCUGUGUUAAUGCAUGUGUAAAUACACUUACAAACUAACAAAA
This is a messenger RNA of Dreissena polymorpha, 3180 nucleotides long. RefSeq names its product dynein regulatory complex protein 11-like. NCBI's taxonomy places the organism in Eukaryota, Metazoa, Mollusca, Bivalvia, Myida, Dreissenidae. Gene Ontology annotation, molecular function: ATP binding; ATP hydrolysis activity; protein binding. The record is from RefSeq and is a predicted model, not a curated record. The transcript is spliced from 18 exons. Bases 134 to 2692 code for a protein of 852 amino acids.